Messenger RNA from Betta splendens (Siamese fighting fish), 3162 nucleotides. RefSeq names its product transcription factor binding to IGHM enhancer 3b (gene tfe3b). Gene Ontology annotation, cellular component: nucleus. The transcript is spliced from 9 exons. Gene Ontology annotation, molecular function: RNA polymerase II cis-regulatory region sequence-specific DNA binding; protein dimerization activity; DNA-binding transcription factor activity, RNA polymerase II-specific. Lineage: Eukaryota; Metazoa; Chordata; Actinopteri; Anabantiformes; Osphronemidae. Gene Ontology annotation, biological process: regulation of transcription by RNA polymerase II. Bases 177 to 1505 code for a protein of 442 amino acids. The record is from RefSeq and is a predicted model, not a curated record.
GUGCGUGUGAUGACCUCAGCCCGUCUACCCGAGGUAAACAACGCUGAGGCUAGUUCUCAGCGACUCUGAGCGAUGGGAAAGACAACAGGCGUCUUCGAGGAUUUAUGGAUGUGAUCAUAUCUAGGAAAUCUUCUACCACACUCCAUCUCUAGAUCUGGAUCUUCCUUCUUCUCGCCAUGUCGUCCCGUGUGUUGCUGCGGCAGCAGCUGAUGCGAGAACAAGCCCAGGAGCAGGAGCGACGUGAGGCCCAGCAGCAGGCCUCCGCCUCUCAGCUUCGGGUGUCUGAGUCCACUCCAGCCAUCUCUGUCACGAUGCCCCCAAAUGCUCCCCGUCCCCCUCCAGCACAGGUGCCUGUGGAAGUGUUGAAAGUGCAGACUCACUUGGAGAACCCUACAAAGUACCACAUCCAGCAGGCCCAGAGGCAGCAGGUGAAGCAGUAUCUCUCCACCACUCUGGGCAACAAGGCAGUCACUCAGACAAUGGGUGUAGUGCCACAGUCCAGUUCUGCACCUGAAGUUGCCCCUACUGCCAGCAGUGCCCCCAACAGUCCCAUGGCUCUGCUAAACAUCGGCUCCAACAAGGAGGAAAUUGACGAUGUGAUUGACGACAUCAUUAGUCUUGAAUCCAGUUUCAAUGACGAUAUCAUUACAUUGAUUGACUCGGGUCUUCAGCUUCCAAGCACGCUCCCAGGAAACCUGCUGGAUGUAUACCAUAGCCCAGGAAUGGCAGCACCUACUCUCACUGUCAGCAAUUCCUGCCCUGCCGAUCUUCCACAAAUUAAAAGGGAAAUUACAGAUUCAGAUGCCAAAGCAAUGUUGAAGGAAAGGCAGAAGAAGGACAACCACAACCUCAUUGAGAGGCGGCGUCGAUUCAACAUCAACGACCGUAUAAAGGAGCUGGGUACUCUGAUACCCAAGUCAAGUGAUCCAGAGAUGCGCUGGAACAAAGGCACCAUUCUGAAAGCGUCUGUAGAUUACAUCAGGAAGUUACAGAAGGAGCAGCAGAGAGUGAAGGACAUUGAGGUUCGACAGAAGAAGCUGGAGCAUACCAACCACAGUUUACUGCUGCGAAUCCAGGAGCUGGAAAUGCAGGCACGGCUUCAUGGCGUCCAACCUGACCCCUCUCUGCUGCAGCAGCACGCGGUCCCACAGAGCGGCCCAUCUCUGCCCUCCAAUACGGGGGGAGCUUCCAACCACAACCUGCUCGCUCUGGGAGCCAUGGGACAGCCUCUGCCAGCCUCCUUCCUUUCUCCACCUUCCUCUGACUCUCCUGCGGGAGUCACCCUGAGCAGCCCCCUGGACUUGGGCAGUCUGAGCUUUGCGGAGCUCGAUGACACCUCGGCGUCGGCGCUCUACCCCGACGUCGGCUUGGGAGACAUUCUCAUGGACGAAGGGUGCGCCUUGUCUCCAGAGGGAGUGGCUGAGCCGCUCUUUUCUCCUUUGUCACCAGGUGCCUCCAAAACCAGCAGCCGCAGGAGCAGCCUUGAAAUGGACGAGGACUUGUGAUGAGCCCUGUGUGGGGGUCAGUGACUGUUUAAAGGGGCAAGGAAGUGUCUGUCUUUAGAAGAAGAUUCUAUUUGUUUGACUAUAGAAAUGGAGUUAAAUAAAAAAUAGUAGUUAACAAAAGUAGAUCAACAUGAACAUUAAGGUUGCAUCUUUUUUAUUUUGCCAUACGAAGCUAAAUAUUACAGUUUUUUUGGGGGGUUGCUCAGAUAAUUCUGUCUGGGUUUAUAAAUGUAAUUUUAUUAACAUGGCGUAUUGUGUAAUUGGGUAUGGACUUAGCUGCAAGAAUGCACACAUUCUUGAAUAGUUUUUUAAGAUUUAAGAGGGAUCUAAAGUGUGCUUGAAUUUAUGAUGCGCUUGUUUAUAGGGAAGAAAGCUGUGAGGUUUCUUUUCCACUACAGUGGCAUAACAAAGUUAUUAAGAUUUUUAUACAUCUAUAUAGUUUUUUGUUUGUUCAACUGACUGGAAUCAGGGUUUGUUCAAAGUAUGCAUGCUAAUUCAUGUUGGGUUAUUUUCACCAGCAGCUACAGAAGGGAUCUUUGUAAAGUAAAUUGGCAACAUGUGAAAUAUUUCCUGCAUAUUGUAAAUAAGAUUAUUUUAUUUUGAUCAAUUUUAUUGCACCUUAUGUAUUGCAGUCUAUGCAUUUUACGAGAGCUUUGGUCUGACGGCUAAUACCCAGGUUGCAUGUAUUUGUUAUAGACAUUAAGAGCAGUGGGGGAAAUCACUUGCUGCUGUAGCUAGUUAGCCAAAGCAGGACUUUUUCCAGAGUAGCUACGAUUUACAAAUCAACAUUUUAUUUUUGAUUAUAUUCACUUGCAAGACAUUUAUCUUUUUGUAGUAGUACUGCAGUUCAUCAACAUGUUUUGAUACCUGAACAGUUAGUAAGGUUUUUUCUCCUGGCUAAUAUCUGUGUUUUCAGUGAUCGUCUCCAUUAACCCCUUCGCUCACAGAUUUUUCUGGUUAACAUAACGUCUGCCAACGUUGUGGCAUUUUGAUGAUCAGAUGCGAGCGUCUAUAAUAACGCUCUUGGCAAUGGUAGGAUGGAUUCUGUAGGUUUGAUCUUUUUAAAACAACCUCUAGCGUAAAGUGUUAAUGUUUGUCGUGUGAAAUCUACAAAAUAGCCACAAACUUUAGGAAGGCAUUUUACAUUGCCCGCUGCCUCACACCACUUUAUGUACAAUGUUAAUGAAUGAGUGUUGCGUGAAAAGGUUUUUUGCAUAUGUUUGUUGUUGUUUUUUUUUUUACUGUAUUGUCUUUACUUUUCGAAAACCCUAAAACGUAUUGAUACACCCAUACUUUUAACUAGUCUUUGAGCUGGUGUAAUUAAAACUAAUUCGCCAAGAACAUCAGAACUUUAGGAACUAAGCAAGACCUUAAUGUGUGCUCUUUUUUGCAUUUUCAACUCUUUUGUUUUAGUGUGAAAAUCAGCUCCACUUUAUAAUUCAAUGUUGUUAUUUGUGUUAAUUUGCAAGUAUCUAUGAUCAGCUGUCACUGCUCAAACUUGAUCCCAUCCACAAUAACACACCAUGACAGACUGUUAUAUCCUGACAUAUGUAGUUGAGUGCUAACACUGACUGUUAACCUUACACCUAAUAUUUGUGUCUUGUCCCUACAACUUGGCUUUUAGGAAGGAUUAACAAAUAAAUAAUUCCCAUUGGUU